Molecule: messenger RNA, 2799 nt
Organism: Symbiodinium sp. CCMP2592
Lineage: Eukaryota; Dinophyceae; Suessiales; Symbiodiniaceae
Source: the annotation of a GenBank genome assembly
AUGCUUUUGGGUGUGGGGCAGUCAACCUUGCAGAAUCUCCGUCAAGGUUUGCCGACAGGAACUCAGAAGCAAAGGCUGCCCAAAGCGGACAAGCACCCUCUCCUGGAGGUCUCAAUGUCCCAUAGACCCAAUGUCAAGUGGGCUGGGGUUUUGAUGUUCCUUUGGCUGGUCUACCAUUCGGAGGCAGAGUAUUUGCCAACGCACUUUCGGGCAGGAUGUGGUUCGAAUAAGUUGUCGGAGGAAGCUUUUCCGGAUCCGGUCGAUGACGACCAGUCUUUGCGCGCCGUCGAGUCGUUCAUGAAAAGUCUUCACAAACAUUAUGCAGACGUGGAAGAGCACAUGAUCGGACCUGGCUCAUUUAAAGGAGCUCGGAAGGUUUUGCCUCAUGGCAGUCGAACAGAGCUUUUCUGGAGUUACCGCGCGUGGGCAGCCGGGAGGGAGGAAGGGGCUGCUGCUUCCUUCAACACAUUCCUUCGUGUAGCGAACAAAGUGCUUCGACUUGGUGAGAAAGAUGGUGUGCUGAAGUUCAGAAAGCAAAACGAGCAUGGAGCUUGUGAUGUUUGUACUGGCCUGAAGACAAACAUCAGAAAAACAGUGCGGCAGUUUGGUGUUCACAGCACCGAGUGUGAGACUGCGCAGCGGGCGUACACCCGGCAUUUGCUGAAUCAAUGGCUCGACAGGCAAGUCUAUUGGUCCAUGAGAUCGCUGAGCCAGGCUUGGUUUAAGCAAUCCAUCGAAUUUGGGCACCGAGCUCUGAUUUCCUCUGUGGCUACAGCUGCGGUGACUGUGAUCCAAGACGGCAUGGACCAGUCAAAAUUCAAGGUUCCGAGAACAAGGAUGGCGCCAAGCAAGCUUUUCCAGAGACUGUUUCGGCCGACUUUGCACGUUGCAGCUUCUUGGCUACAUGGCCGUGCAAUCUACAUCUACGUAGCUGACGAAGAUACCAAGAAGGAUGGCUCUGCUCAGCUGGAAAUGCUGUCGCGAACCUUGAAUUCUAUUGCAGACAAUAUGCCAAUGGGACUGUUUGCAUUGCGCGAAGAUUUGAGCCCCGCAUCCUUUGGGCAGUGCAGGGUUGAAGAGAUUUCUGGGUCAGCACCUUCCGGAAAAGAUGUUUUGCUUCUGGCGAAGCGAUGGAUGUCGGACCCAGAGCCCUUUCGUGUGGUCUGUUUGAUGCCAGCAGCCACUUGUGGUGUGCUCCGUGCGUCUUUUGCACAACCCGGCGGUGUCGAGGAUCGUCGACCCAUUGCACCCAAAGUUCAGAAAAACAUAUGCCGGCUCAGCCACGAGUGCAUGAGACAAGGAGACAUCUCCGCCGAUGCGUGUGCAUACCUGACGCAGUGGUGUAGCGGUGAGCUCGCUCGCAAACCCAGGCCCUGCAGGUAUCCGUUUCUGGAGGUCCGGCGUGGUGAUGUUCCAGCUGCCGAGCGGGUCAUUUGGGCAGGCGCAGGCCGCGACCGCCAUAUCAAUCUCAAGCGGGACGAUCAGGACAGGAUCCUAGGGACCGAUGCAGAUGACAAGCCCAAGUUGUCAGAGGAGGAUGAUCGUCUUCUCUUGUGUUCGGACGAAGAGCAGGACGUUCUUGGUGGUCCCGACGCCGUUGAUGAGUGGGCGCACGCCCUCAUUGACAGCGACCUGGGCAGGAUGGUCCUACAGAGCGUGCAAGACUUCGAGGAUGACAAGCUGCUGAUUGCAAGCAUUUGCAGCGGUUGGGGUGUGGCAUUCCCCGGGAUCCCCAUCUUCGACAACAUGAUGGACUUGUGGCGCAAGUCAGCCCGCAACUCUGUGUCUGGCGAGAUCGAAAGCGUUUGCGAAGUGCACGGCGCAAUUUGCGGAUACCCGUGCAAGUCUGUGUCAGGGCAGAACUGCGAUCAAAAAAGCAUUCGAGAUGCCAAGAGCACCUCGGGCGCAGGCUUCCGCAGCCUCAUGAAGAUGGUUGACUCGCAGCCUGCUUUACAGUGGGUUCUCUUCGAGAACGUGGCAAGGUUUACCCAGAGCCGAGGCCAAUUCGGUGGAGAGCAACCUUCACAGAUCCAGGCAGCAGAAUUGAAGAAACGUGGCUUCAUCAGUUUCGAUUUCGUGUUGAAUGCAUUGGACUACGGUCUCCGGCAGUCUCGCUCCCGAGCUUGGCUUCUGUAUGUUCGACAAGAUGCUUUGAAAGUGAACUUCACCAUCCAGGACAUGACUCGCCUUAUGAAAAUGUGGCAACAGGAUCUGUUGCCUAUGAAGGCUUUUGUUCACGAGGGCAUUUGCCCGAGGGAAACGAGGCGGAAGGGCGGACAGCAGGGAGCAACUCUCAAGUGGGUGGCUGCCUUCGAGGAGAUCAAGAAGAAUUAUGGCCAGGACCGAGUUCGCAAGUGCCAGCAGAAGCUGACCGAGCUCGGUUUACCAUCGAUCUUAGUUGAGCGCGAGGUCGCAGUCAUGGUUCUUGCCAUCCUUCAGAUGGAAGAUGCAGGCUAUGAAGUCUGGAAUCCGCCAGAUCCACCAGGCUUCUUUUUCAUCCAAGUUGACCAGAGUUUCGACCGGCAUCUUUGGAACCGAAGCCGGGGCAUUUGCCCUUGCCUCAUCCCUCGGGGCAAAUACGUGGUUUGUGGCCCCGGCGCUUGGCGCAUCCUCACGGCUGAGGAGAAGGCUUCCAUGCAGGGUGUGAGCCGUGCUGACUUAGCCCGCUACAAGAUGAGUGUGCUUUCGGAGAACCAGCUCUCGGAUUUGGUUUACGGUGCCGAUGUGUAUGUCAUCCUUGGCAUGCGUGUUGGCCUCCUGGAAGCCAGCGAAGUUGAAGAAGUGAUUUGCUGGCACUGA